Aspergillus oryzae RIB40 is the source of this 1278-nucleotide messenger RNA. RefSeq names its product putative Na/H antiporter. The record is from RefSeq and is a predicted model, not a curated record. NCBI's taxonomy places the organism in Eukaryota, Fungi, Ascomycota, Eurotiomycetes, Eurotiales, Aspergillaceae. Bases 1 to 1278 code for a protein of 425 amino acids. The transcript has 5 exons. Gene Ontology annotation, molecular function: sodium:proton antiporter activity. Gene Ontology annotation, biological process: regulation of membrane potential; sodium ion export across plasma membrane; proton export across plasma membrane. Gene Ontology annotation, cellular component: plasma membrane.
AUGCCGACCCUUGCGUUGAUCAACUUCAACAUUGUCUGCGCCACGUUGGGUGGGUUUAUCUCGGUCUUUGGCUUAGUUUCCUACUUGUUCAAGGAGAGAUUUUAUUUGUCUGAAGCAUUAAUCUCAUUAUUGGCUGGGAUUAUCUUCUCUCCACAUGCAGCCAAUUUUAUAAGACCUAAGGAAUAUGCGCUCGGCUCAGAACAAAAUCUGGAGGAGAUUACAAUGUACUUCACCAGACUAGUUCUUGGGGUUCAGUUGGUACUUGCCGGGGUCCAACUUCCUAAACGCUACCUGCAACUAGAAUGGAAAAGCCUAUCAUUACUGCUGGGGCCUGGCAUGGCUGCCAUGUGGCUAUGUAGCAGUCUUGUCAUUUGGGCCAUGAUCCCUAACUUUCAGUUUCUACACGCUCUCAUAAUUGGCGCAUGUGUAACUCCAACUGACCCGGUACUUUCCAACUCAAUUGUAAAAGGUAAGUUCGCGGACAAGAAUGUCCCUCGGCCACUUCAAAGGAUCAUUGUUGCUGAAUCAGGGGCCAAUGAUGGCCUUGGAUAUCCUUUUCUAUUUUUUGCUAUGUAUCUGCUCAAAUACACGGGCAUGGGAGGCGCCGGGUAUAGCGGAGGCGCCGGGAAAGCCAUGGGACUGUGGUUCUACGAAACCUGGGCUUACACAGUGAUAUUAAGCGUUGUAUAUGGGAUCACUGUCGGCUGGGUUUCUAGAGAAUUGCUUCACUGGGCAGAAGAGAAGCGCUAUGUCGACCGCGAGAGUUUCCUCGUCUUUGCUAUCGCCCUUGCAUAUAUCGGCCAAAUCGAGCACCUUCUUCAAGCAGCCUUCGUUGGAUUUUUCGGUCCCAUUGGCGUCGGUGCCAUCUUCUAUCUAUCGGUCUGCCGAGAGUUCUUACAAGGUAUCAUCGUUGAUGGCAAAGUCCGUGAUGAUGCACAGAAGGUUUCCGAGGCUGUUGAUGUUGUCGUCUGGUUCUUAGUCAUCUGCAGCAUUGUUGUGCAUGGUCUUUCUAUACCGUUGGUGAAAGCGGGGUAUCAUCUGCCGCGGACCAUUUCCCACGCACUCAGUGUUGGUUCCACGCCCGAGGCAGAGCCGGUGCCGAUCGCGAAUGUACAGCAUACCCACAGCACUGCAACACAAGACAACAGUCAAGGACGUAAACGGCCCGGCGCACCUCGGUCUACGACGUUGCAGAUAGGCCGACCCGUAAACUUGGUAAUGCAAGAACCUGGCAAUGAGGCUACCUCAGGCGGCAAUACGCUGGGAGGUACGGAGUAG